This is a messenger RNA of Anastrepha ludens (Mexican fruit fly), 7462 nucleotides long. RefSeq names its product microtubule-associated protein tau (gene tau). The record is from RefSeq and is a predicted model, not a curated record. Lineage: Eukaryota; Metazoa; Arthropoda; Insecta; Diptera; Tephritidae. Gene Ontology annotation, molecular function: microtubule binding. Bases 91 to 1881 code for a protein of 596 amino acids. The transcript is spliced from 9 exons. Gene Ontology annotation, cellular component: neuron projection. Gene Ontology annotation, biological process: microtubule cytoskeleton organization; neuron projection development.
GUAAAUAAUUAAAACGCAGCAGUGAAUUUAAGUAACGAAAUAAAUUAAAUAUAAAAAUUAAGCUCUUAAUUUAGUUGAUUGUGAACAAGAAUGGGUGAUGCAGAAGCGAUGCGACCAACCGUUACUGGACCCCGCCCUCCAUUUCCCAGUGCAGGCAUGCCGCCACCUCGUCCGAUGGCCGGGCCACCACGCGCUCCUAUGAAUAUGGGCGGAGUGCCCGGCGGUCCUCCGCCAAGACCAAUGCCACCACCUUUGCGUAACACAGACAGCAGAGGAAAUCUACUGAUGGGUCCAGGGGGUCCAGGUGGCGGGCAGCGUCCUCCGCCGCCACCAUUACAAAAUGUGCAAAUGCGUCCGUUUGUCGGAAAUGGUGGUCCAAUGAGCCCACCAGGGCAAGGCCAACCGCGUCCACCUGGUGCAUAUCCAUGGUCUGCCACAACACCGGGUCAACAAAUGCCAGGUAAUCGUCCACAAAAUCCCUAUCCUGGUAAUCCUCCUGCGCGCCCGCCAUUUGUACGUCCACCUGGCGCUCCACAAGUGGGCGCACAACCACCGCAACGUCCACCUUACCAACAACAACAACAACUUCUACAGCCGCUGCCGCAGCAGUUGCAACACCAACAGCAGCCGCAUCAGCAACAACGUCAACAAUCGCCCCCACAACAAAUACAACAACAGUUACCACCACGUCCACCUUCAGCUGGUUCGAAUUACAACGAAGAUGACGACGAUGUGGUAAUGGGUCAAGCGAUAACACCGCGUAAAACAUUGGGUGUAAACGAAGAUCCUAUGGGACCAGCGCUGACGGUAGAUAAAUCGGAUUCGUUCAAAGACGCAUUUGGUAUGGGCGAGACGCUCCCGUCCAUAGCUGAGGUGAAUGCGAAUGGCGUGAAAUCAUUGUCGGACAUACAUGAAAUAUUACGCAGCGGCGAAGGGAAUGAGAAGAAGCAGAAAAGUGGUGUUCCCAAAGGUGACAAUGACAGUGGCGUUGAUGAGUCAACUCAGGAGAAGGAGCGCAACGGACCCGGAUCACCCAGCUCCCCGGCCAAGACACCAACAUCUACUACUUCGAAGGGAGACAAAGGAGGCGCAUCUCGUCCACCCAGUGCAACACCAUCGAACAAAUCGUCCAAAUCACGUUCCACAUCCAGAAAUCGCUUGCUGUUGAAGACUCCCGAACCGGAGCCAGUAAAAAAAGUACCAAUGAACAAAAUUCAAGUCGGUCACGCUCCUUCACCCAAUCUUAAGGCCGUGCGCUCCAAAAUUGGGUCGCUGGACAAUGCUAGUUACAAGCCGGGUGGCGGUAAUGUCAAAAUUGAGAGCAAGAAAAUCGAAAUAAAAGCAGCACCCAGAAUUGAGGCAAAAAAUGACAAGUACACGCCACGUGGUGGCGAAAAGAAGAUAAUUUCGACAAAGUUACAAUGGAACGCCAAGUCGAAAAUUGGCUCCUUGGAGAAUGCCAAUCAUAAGCCGGGCGGUGGUGAUAAGAAGAUUGAAACAAUUAAAACGGACUUUAAAGAUAAGGCUAAGCCGAAAGUCGGUUCAAAGGAUAAUGUCAAACAUACUCCGGGCGGUGGUGAUAUUAAGAAAUCGCAAAUCUUGAAGGAAAACGCACCCGCCAAGGAUAUACAAACUCAAAAGGUAGAACUUAAGGCACAAAGCAAAGUGGGCUCUUUGGAUAACAUUAAGCACAAGCCCGGUGGUGGGGAGAGGAAAAUUUUUGAUGAUAAGGACUAUCUGAAAAAUGUUGAACAUACAGUUGCACUGACACCACCGACACAGUUCCCGCAGGGGCGCCUUAUUGCCACCAUCCACCUAGAAUUUGGCCUUUGUAAUUCAGACUGUGUGUGUAAUGAAAUAUUUCAAUCGCUAUUUAAAUGAAUUUACUAUAAAUGUGCUUUGCCAAAUGAACAACAACAGCAACAAAAAAAAAAUAUAUAUAUAUACAUAUAUUUACAUAUAUUCAUAACAAAUUAAGUAAAACUAAAAAUGCGAAAAAGCAAAAUACUAAAAGCAAACAAAAAAAUUGACGAAAUUUAAGCAAUCAAACACGCCAAAGGAAAAAAGCGAAUAACUAAAAACGGCACUUAAUUUUGUGCAAUCAGCAAAUUUCGAUUUUGUACCUUCAAAAACUAAUUCACAAGAACGCUUAGCUCAGUAGCUUAACUACAACAAUAACAACAAAAAAUAAGUAUAUAUUAGGGUUUAUAAAAAAUCAUACAUAUAACCUUAUUAUUAAAUCAAACAUUUUUGAAACACUUAAUACGUUGAGUGCUGGCUAUCCUGUUAUUAAAUCAGAAGGAAAACAUUUUUUUUAAUAAAAUUAACCCUUUGAAGCCGGCUACCAUAUAAUUACAUUAAAAACCAUUUCAAAUAAAAUUAUCAGAUUUAACGCCGGCUGUGCUGUUAUUAAAAAAAUUAACACUUUGAGUGCCAGCUGUCCUCCUAUUAAAUCAAGAAAACAUUUGAAACCAAAUAAAAAAAUUGAUUAUAUUACGUUGGCGCGUAUACAGGGUUGGCAUGUAUGCCACACGUACGUAUUGCGCCCAAUAAUAGAAACACAGUAAAAUAAUAAUGAAAAUGGCUUUAUUAUAUUCCAAAUUACUAUCCUUGGAAGUCAAUACACGUCUAUUGCCACUUAAUCUAAUUUCCAAAGCACUUGUGCCACUCAGAAGUGGAUACCUCCAAAACGAGCUGUUUAAAGGCUUCAACAGAUUGCUCAGAUGUUGAAAAACUUUGAUCCCGCAUUUUAUUUUUGAUGUUCGGGAACAAAAAGAAAAUUAUGAGGUGUCAAAUCCAGACCGCGGAUAUAAAGCGGAUGACCCAUUCGAUAUUUUGAGUGCUCAAAAACUCUCUUGUGAUUCAUCUUCGGCGGUUGGUUGUCCUCAAUUCUCCGAAAACUUCUGGCAAACAAAUGGUUGUAUGGCACUCAGAAGUUACUGUUUUAAGUGCCUCUAGUGGUAUGGAUGUGACAUGGCCAUCUUAGAACAUCCGUAAUAUCGAUUGUUGUUUUGUUUCUAAUAGUCCCACUAGGAUGCCUCUAGUUCUUUAUACUCGUAUGUCACUUGACGAUUUUGCGUUAUCAAUUGACGCACAGCAUUUCUGGCACAACUGUUUAUGUGCGGCCUUCACGAAAUGCAUCAUGUAAUGAAGGACGGUCAUGUUGGAACCCUUUGUAGCAGAGUUUCACAGUGACUAAGAGUGGUGCUUCAACGCCAAAUGUGGAAAUAAGUUGAUCAAUGCACACCUGCCUUGUUAAUUUACGUUAAAAAUCGUUAACGAAAAUGUUCAUGAGUUAAUUCCAUCUUUUGGGCUAGAUGAAUUUCAUGAACUCACUGAAAAAAGAACAAAUAAUACUUGGAUGUGAAAACAUUAUAUGUGAGUUUAUGCUAAAAAUAGCAAAACUUCCUAUAAAAAUAUAGAAUUACAGCUCAUCACAAAAGCCAACCCUCGUAUAACUCAAUUCAAAAGACAUUUUUUAUCUGCAUAUUUUAGAAAUCUAUAGUAAAAAACUUGUAUAUGCACUUUUUACACCAAGAAAAAGCUUAACUUUAUUAUUACUGAAAACUGUUUCCCGAUAUGUACGAACAAUAACAACAAUAACAACUGGGUUAUGCAAGCAUCAUGUAUAUGACAGCACUCAACGUGUUAAUUACGACUCACAAACCAUAAGAACACAAAUCUCAAGCACACAGCCUUGACUUAGGUCGUUUCUAAGCAAGCUUAUAUAGUUUCUAGUUCAUAACACACAAAAUGAAAACGGUGAACACAAACGCAAAAUGAUAUUGUACAAAGAAGGAUAAAGAGAGCUAUUUUAUGCCAAAUAAGAAUUUAUUACAUACUCGUACACAUUCAUACAUAUAACAUUGACAAUAUUUUAUUUGUUUGUUUGACUAUAAACUGUAAAAAACUAUGUACUUACAUGCCUACACUUGAAAUGCUAUAUACAAUCCUACAAUUUGAAGAGAUGCACUUAUUGCUACACACCUAGUGCUCAAGUAUACCAAUACACACAUAUUUUUUAAGGGUGCAUAAUCAAAGUUACAGAUUUAAUUUGUAGCCUAGCGAAUUUCAUCAGAUGCAUAUGUUAAUAAUAUUUAUAAAUGUUUCUACGAACACUUGUUACAGUGGCAAGAUUAUCACCAUAAUUAAGCAAAACAAAAAAAGAUUCAAAAAAUUUACAAAAAUUACAAAAAAAUAGGAGAUUAAUACAAAAAAAAUGGGAGAAUAGUGCCAUAGUGAAAGGCGAUUAACUCUCCUUAAUAUUAAAUUAUAUAGAUAAGUUAUGUAGAAUGUAAUUUGUAGGUAUUAAAUAUUUAAGAGUUCUGAUCAGUAAGAAGUGUAAUUUAAACACUCGAGAAUUUAAACACAAUUUUAUUAACGGUUUAAGAAACCGGGUAUUGUGUAGAAAUCUCUAGGUACGACCAUUUUUAGACCAAUGACCAGUUAAACGUGUUUUUACCUAAUUAUUUACUAAUUUUUAAUUCUUUAAUUUUGAUCUAAAAUUAACAAAUUUUAGCAUGCACGUUUUUAAUCGUAUUAAGUUUAAUAAACAUGUAUGUAAAUAUAGUAUAUGUAUGUGUGUUAGUGCCUUAAUUGCUAGCUACUUAUAGUUAAAAUGGUUUCUUAUAUACAUAUACAUACAUAUGUACACAUACGCUCCACUCGGGGCUAACGGCUAUUAUAUAUGGUAUAUAUUAUAUUAUAUAUAUAUACAUAUACUACCGACUAGAAUUUAAAUUUACAUUCUGUGGCCAAUUUCAUGACGAAAGAUACUCAAAAGUUGGCGUCCAGAUCGAAAGUCCUAGAAAUGGCAGCCAUUUUUAUUUGUUUCAUGCAUCACUAAGAAGGUGUAAUUAAAAAAGGAUAUAUCUUUUGAUGUCUCAUGCUUUCGAAAAUAAAUUCAUUCAAAACCGAAUAAAAUUAUAUAUCCGAACGCUCAAAAUUGUUUUGUUCAUGAGAUACUUAAAACGAGCGAGCAAAUUGAAACAAAAUUUUUCUGCUUUUGCGGUGUAUUGAAAAGUUUUAAGUGCUUACCUGCAACUAUCAUUGAUAUUUAUUUACUGUCGGUUAUUUAACCUUAAGCACAGCCUCAGAUUUUAACUUUAUGUUUACUAUUUUAGGAUCUAUUGGCGUCUAGAUCCUUUCUUGUUUAGCCGAGCUCCUCCUACCAUUUGGGUUGUGCGUCUUGAGAUUGCUCUACAGUUUUAUGGCGCCUCCGCACCUUUUCUAUCAUAUGUUUUUUCAUACUUUGAUUAGGUUUGAAACCCGUGCUCAACAGAAUGGUAGUCGCGCACAAACCCAUUUGAUUACGGCGGCCGGUUUCUUCCUAUAGCCAAAAAUUACUCAAAAUCAAAAGGUUGAGGUAAGGCCAUCCAACUGAAGUCUCUGAGAUAUUUGUAGUCAAAAUGGCAUCGGAUUUGUAAAGAAUGGCCCCAAAAACCCUGAAAAAUUAGCUAAGCUCAUAAUAAUUUGCAAUUUGAUCGUAAAUUCUGGGCCCUAUUAUAUUUUUCGGAAUUUGUAUACUUGAUUAUUAUAGCGUAAGAUUCAAGCUUUAAUUUGAGUAUAGGUUCAAGUCUCUAGUGUAUCAAGUUUAAAAAAUAAUAGUUGUAAAAAAUACGGGUUACUUUUAAUCCCCAGAAACGAGUUUAGCGCAGAAUAAUACAUCCGAAACCAGUCUCAUAAAAAAAUGUAAACCUUUGUAAUAGGUGAUUCAAAAAUUAUCCGCAAGAUAGGAUGUUUGCUCACUAGUGGCACCAUAUGCAACCCUUCAUACUCACAAAGGACAGACGUUCAUUUGCAAUUCAAAGGAUUAUUGCAUUACUUCAUGUUUCCAUGAAAUCUUUACAACUGAUCAGAUACCACGUAUUAGUGCAAACAAUGCACUUCCCGCAGUGAAUCGAAGUUGAAGGCGCCUAUGGUAGAUCUGUUGGUCAAAAAGGACAUGACAACAGUUUCAGGGCAACUCCAUUAGGUUAGGUUAGGAUAAAUGGCUGCUCUUGCGAGGGGCCCACUUGGACAAAUAUUCAAAAUUCGUCCGUCGUGAUAGCAUACAGGAGAAGGAAUAGAAGGAAGAAGAGGCUUUGGAAUUAGAGCAUGAUGACCAACAGUGACUAUUUACGUUCACUUUAGGCGCUUCAAGCUACUGAUGAUUUUCACCAGAUGUGUGACAUUUAAGCCCGUAAUAUCCGCAGGUGUAGCGAAAAACUGGGAGCCCAGCUGUCUAAAUCUUUGCCCGACGAGACUAGGGUAGCUGAGAUGAUUCCACCUCGUCCUCCAUACAGCUUCUGCUGAAAGGACAUGAAUCAAUCCCAAGUCCUCAAUCCCAAGAAUACCUACCAAAUUCGAGAGCUGUAGCUCUUUAGGCUUCCCUUUUCUCCGUUGCUUGUAACUGUUUUAGUUUUUAGUCUAUAGUGAACAAAAAAAUUGAGACGAAUGAAAACACAAAGUGAGUUGCUCGAGCAUGAGAGAGCCAGUACUGCUUUUCUUCCUUCGUCUCCCCCUUUUCUUUAAGGGGGGGGUAACGUUAAUUCAUGGAAAAAAGGCACAUUUUUAUGAUUUUUUUUUGAUGACACAGUUAAAAUUUAUUCGUCAAAUCUUUUACUACAUAAAACUAUAGCAUUUGAAGUAUAUUUUGUGAAAUUUUCAUCCAAAAAUAUUUAAAAAUACGGCAAUGGCAGAAAUUAUUCGGACGCAUCUCAAAAAAAAAGUAGUUUUGCGGUGCCCCUCAUAACUGGGUGUUAAAUCAUCUGAAAUCAAAAAACCAAAGUUAUUUCGUUAGAUAAUCGAGUAACGCCGAGAGGGUUUUUUGAAAUUAAAAUUUUUUCGAUUUUUGGGAACACGUUAAAGUCAAAAACACGAUUUUCGCGUAAAAAACCGGUGAAUUAGUUACCGUAAAAACAAAAGUAUCAACAAAUUCGAAAAAAAACUCUUCGGCGUUACCUUGUAAAACAUCUACAGAAAAAGUGUUCAAAAUUUCAAAAGAAUCGGUGAAGUAGUUUCAAAGUUAUGAGGGGCACCGACUUUGAAAACGUAAGUUGUGGGAAAAACGCUUUAAAGUACAAAUGGCGCGCGGUUGAGCCAGGUAGAUAGCAACACUGACAUGGCUGUAUCUUUGUAAGUUUUGCUCCGAUUCAUCUGAAAUUUUCACAGAAUAUUUUUGAAAGGUUCUUCAUUUAAAAAAAUCAAAUAAAAAAAAAUUCAAAAAAAAAAAUUUAAAAACGUUAACCCCCCCCCCCCCCCCCCCCCCCCUUAAGUUUCGAAUUGCUUGAACACAUAUUGCCCUGUGUGAACGCGGUCUAUGAAACUCUCAGGGAGUACGUCUUAGCAAUUAAUGACAAAAAUAAGAAACAAAUCUGAGAGGGAAGCAGUUUUAAAAAAUGCCCAACAAAAUUUUUUUACACAAAAAUGUUUACAAAAAAUGUUUGAUAUUGUUCCAAAAACACUUUUUUUAAAAAGUAUA